AUGGGUGUGCACGAAGAAAACCAUACUCUCUUAACCGAUGAUACUAACGCAGGGAUUGACAUAGGACAAUAUGGUACGCAUCCCCAUCCAUCCACGUCCCAGCUUGACGACAAGAAUUUACAAGAUGGUGCUUUAAGAAAAGGAGUACCGCCAAAAUUACUGUCCCCUGAAAUCUUGGCCUUGUUAAUGCAAUACGCUGGUAUCGGGUUUGUUAAUGGAGCGCUACCAGCUGUCAUCUAUCCUAUGCUGCAAGGGUAUCUCAACGCUGAAGGAACCAUAAUCGUAUCCGCUACCCUGUUAGUACAGCUGCCGUGGUCCUAUAAAGUGUUCUUGGGGGUGCUGAGCGAUUGCUUUCCAGUUGGAGGGUUUCGUCGACGACCGUACAUGCUGAUCGGAUGGUUGCUCUGUUGCUGCAUGCUCUUCAUCAUGGCGGGUUUCCCUGAAACAGCACCGUACUACGGCGACCCGAGCAUGCACUUUUCUAGCCCUGACGAAUGGACAGAGACACAGCGCAAGAGUAUUAAUGCCGACGCACCUAGUGCGGCGGGCAAGUACGUGAUUCCAAUGAUGAUGGUCGCCUUUGGAUGUUUGCUAGUAGAGGUUCCCGCUGACGCUGUCACUAUUGAGUACUCACAACGCGAGCCAACAAACACGCGCGGUCAUCUGCAGUCGUGGAUACAUAGUCUCCGCAUGGGGUUCAACGCUUUGGGAGCUCUCGUAGUUGCAGUCGCAUUUAACAGUGCCGAGUAUGGUGGCUCUUUCGACUUUUCGCUCACUUUUCCGGGAUUGAUGUUUUCCAUGGGCUGUGUGUGCUUGCCUCUUGGACCUGCCGCUUGGUUUCUUGUCUAUGAGAAUAAAGUUGAGCCACCCAAGUUUCGCGUGUACAUGGCUCAGUUUUGGAAAGUCUUACAAAAGCGAGCUGUGUACCAAGUUACUGCCUACAAAUUCUUCUCGGGUGUCUUCAACAACUUUAACAUUGUUUCUGCAAGUAAUAUCAAGUUGUUCUGGGUCCAUGCCACACCAUUCAAUGCGAGUAUAAUGGCGAUCGUUGGAGCCUUCACCUACGCUGGAACAUUGGCUGUUAUGGCGCAGCGUGGUCUACGCUGGAAUUGGCAUAUUGCUAUCGCUGCAAGUGUCAUCUUCGGCGUUGUCACUGAUUGUAUGAUGACAAUGCUUGUCACAUGGGACAUUAAUCGCAGCCAAUGGUUUUGGCUUGGAGUUCCAGUCAUUGGAGAAGUUCCACACGCUGCGCGCUUCAUUAUAAGCAACUACAUCGUGGUAGAGCUCAUUGAAGAGGGCACUGAAGGUGCACUGUACGGGUUGUUGACGACUACGAAUCACAUAGCCGCUCCCUUUGGCCGCACUACUGCCAAGAUCAUCAAUGCACAUUUUCAUGUUUGGAAAGACGACAUCGUGGCUGACACGUACGAGACGCGCCGAGAUGUGACUAUCACCAUUUGGCUUUGCUACGGCAUGAAAUUAGUGUCACUGAUCUUUUUACCAUUGCUUCCGAACCAGAGGGGUACGACGCAAACUCUUCGUCGACAAGGUGGUGUGAGUAAGCGUAUGGGUAUGUGGAUGGUGAUGAUCCUUAUAAUUGCAUUAGUCUGGUUUACUAUCGUGAACGUGCUUAGUAUGAACCCCUCGACACAAUGCUGGGCAGUUACAGGAGGUUGUGAGCCAGACAAUUAA
Molecule: messenger RNA, 1692 nt
Organism: Peronospora belbahrii
Lineage: Eukaryota; Oomycota; Peronosporomycetes; Peronosporales; Peronosporaceae
Source: the annotation of a GenBank genome assembly